UGAAAGCUUCCCCCUACCACACCCACCCCCUGCAGCCCUGGUCUCCACCCCUAGAAGACAGUGGAACUAAGAGGACGACAGAGGACAGAGAAGCCAUGUCGGACUCCCUGGUGGUGUGUGAGGUGGACCCAGAGCUAAAGGAAAAGCUGAGGAAAUUCCGCUUCCGAAAAGAGACUGACAACGCAGCCAUCAUAAUGAAGGUGGACAAAGAACGGCAGAUGGUGGUGUUGGAGGAAGAAUACCAGAAUAUUUCCCCAGAGGAACUUAAGUUGGAGUUGCCGGAGAGACAGCCCAGAUUUGUGGUCUACAGCUACAAAUAUGUGCACGCAGACGGCAGGGUGUCCUAUCCUUUGUGCUUCAUCUUCUCCAGCCCUGUGGGCUGUAAGCCAGAGCAACAGAUGAUGUAUGCAGGGAGUAAAAACAGGCUGGUGCAGACAGCAGAGCUCACAAAGGUGUUUGAAAUCCGGACCACCGACGACCUCACUGAAGCCUGGCUCCAAGACAAGUUAUCAUUCUUUCGUUGACCUCUGCGAUAGGGUCUUUAAUUCCUGAUGUCUGAGGCCCCCAGGGGACUGAAGACUCUGACCCCUAGCAUCAGAACAUCCAAGAACUAAAUAAA
This is a messenger RNA of Nannospalax galili (Upper Galilee mountains blind mole rat), 619 nucleotides long. RefSeq names its product glia maturation factor gamma (gene Gmfg). Gene Ontology annotation, cellular component: actin cortical patch. Gene Ontology annotation, biological process: actin filament debranching; negative regulation of Arp2/3 complex-mediated actin nucleation. Bases 96 to 524 code for a protein of 142 amino acids. The record is from RefSeq and is a predicted model, not a curated record. NCBI's taxonomy places the organism in Eukaryota, Metazoa, Chordata, Mammalia, Rodentia, Spalacidae. The transcript has 7 exons. Gene Ontology annotation, molecular function: actin binding; Arp2/3 complex binding.